ACCAGCUGCUUCUCUACAGUGGAUCCUGAAGCAAAGUUCACUGUCACAGGCAGCAGAAGACUGUCAAACAGCAGGAGUUUGCCUGCCCUUCUCUGGAUUUGUCCUCUGUUUUUCUCCAUUUUUAUAGGAUCAAAUCUGCAGCCAUGGCCACAGCAAGUUAUGGAUACUACCGAGGCACUAUAUUUCUGGCCAUGUUUGUCGGCUACACACUGUACUACUUUAACAGAAAGACUUUCUCCUUUGUGAUGCCUUCUCUAAUGCAAGAAAUUAAGCUGGAUAAGGAUGACCUGGGCAUGAUCACCAGCAGUCAGUCCUUGGCCUACGCUAUCAGUAAGUUCAUCAGUGGCGUUCUUUCGGACCAGAUCAGUGCCCGCUGGCUCUUCUCCAUUGGCCUGUGCGUAGUGGGAGGUGUCAACAUAGUCUUCUCCUGGUCCUCCACUGUUGCUGUCUUCUCAGCCCUGUGGUUUCUCAAUGGUCUGGGCCAGGGCCUCGGCUGGCCUCCCUGCGGCAGGGUGCUGCGCAAGUGGUUUGAACCCUCUCAGUUCGGGACAUGGUGGGCCAUCCUCUCCUGCAGCAUGAAUCUUGCUGGCAGCUUGGGCCCCAUUAUUGCCACGGUGCUGGCCCAGAGUUACAGUUGGAGGGUAAUACUGUCGGUAUCAGGAAUGAUCUGUGUGGUGUUCUCCUUUGUCUGUCUGCUGUUCAUCAAAAAUGAGCCAAAGGACGUAGGGCUGCCCAAUAUAGAGGUAUCGGCCAAGAAGAGCAAAGGAGGAUCCUCCGGUGAUGAAAGCACCCUGUCUGAGUUCCUGCUGUCACCUUACCUGUGGCUAUUGUCUGUUUCCUACCUGGUGGUGUUCGGGGUGAAAACAGCCUGCACUGACUGGGCUCAACUGUUUCUCAUUCAGGACAAGGGCCAGUCUACGCUCAUGGGUAGCUCAUACAUGAGUGCCCUGGAGGUUGGAGGUCUGUUGGGAAGCCUCGCAGCAGGUUUCAUCUCUGACAAGGCUGUGGCCAAACAAGGCGUGAGAAUCUACGGCAAUCCUCGCCAUUUCAUCCUCAUCUGCAUGAUGGCUGGGAUGUUUGUGUCCAUGUACCUGUUCAGAGUCACAGUUACUCCUGACAGCUCAAAGGUGUGGAUACUCAGCUUGGGAGCUGCUUUUGGUUUCUCCUCUUAUGGACCAAUUGCAUUGUUUGGAGUUAUAGCCAAUGAGAGCGCCCCAUCCAACUACUGUGGGACAUCACAUGCCAUUGUCGCCCUGAUGGCCAACAUUGGCGGCUUCAUGUCUGGACUACCAUUCAGCACCAUCGCCAAGCACCAUGGCUGGGAAAUGGCCUUCUGGGUAGCAGAGAUCACCUGUGGCGUCACCACUAUCGGAUACUUCCUGCUGCGCAACAUCCGAACCAAGAUGGGUCGCGUGUCCAAGAAGGCAGACUAAAACAUCACUACACCUCAUCCUCUGCACCCAGAGGAAAACUGGAUACUUUGAGCCAUUAUAAACAUAAAUGGAUGCUCUGAGAAGUUGAGCACUAUUUCAGCCUUCAACCUAUUUUGAAAGGUGCUUUUCUAUAUACAGCAUUCACAGUCACUGUGUAUGUCAAUAAUGAAAUGUGGCAACAGAAACAACCAGUGAAAGAUUUUGUCUCCAGAGGCUACUGAUGUAUUUCAGUAAGAGCACAGCAUCUGGUUUAGAAACAUGUAUAUUAUACUAAAGCUGUAUUAAAAACAGCUUUGAAAUAUUGAAAUUACAACAGUAACAUGAUGCUCUUUUUUUGUAGAAAGGUUUGAAUAAAUGAUACUUUGUUGUUA
Larimichthys crocea (large yellow croaker) is the source of this 1804-nucleotide messenger RNA. RefSeq names its product solute carrier family 37 member 4a (gene slc37a4a). Gene Ontology annotation, molecular function: glucose 6-phosphate:phosphate antiporter activity. NCBI's taxonomy places the organism in Eukaryota, Metazoa, Chordata, Actinopteri, Sciaenidae. The coding region runs from base 144 to 1433 and encodes 429 amino acids. The transcript is spliced from 8 exons. Gene Ontology annotation, cellular component: endoplasmic reticulum membrane. Gene Ontology annotation, biological process: glucose-6-phosphate transport; phosphate ion transmembrane transport. The record is from RefSeq and is a predicted model, not a curated record.